AUAUGGUCUCUAGAUAAUACACAAUAGCGGUAAGCUCGAUCGGAGAAAUUCCCGAAGGCGAUAUUUCGUUUGAAAAUGGGUGACAUCGCUGCGGAAGGCGACGCCGUGUCGAAGAAAGCCUUGAAGAAAGCCCAGAAGGACGCUGAAAAAGCAGCAAGGAAAGCUCAGCACAAAGCGGAGCGCGAAGCUCAGAAUCCCAAUAAGGAUGAUCGUCAGGAGUCCGCGACGAGCGGGGAAGAUGUAUCAAAGGGGAAGUAUGGUAGUUACGGGAUGAUCCAGUCCUCUGAGAGACUUGAACGCACGCUGACGCCAAUCUCCAGUUGUACAUCGAAGCUCGUUGGACAAGAGGUUUGGGUCCGCGGUCGUAUACACGUGUCCCGUUCGAAAGGGAAGCAAUGUUUUCUGAUAUUGCGACAGGCCUGUUGCUCAAUUCAAUGCGUUCUGGCAGUCGGAGAGAAUGUCUCGAGGGAAAUGUUGAAGUUCGUAUCGAACAUCCCAAAGGAGAGCAUCAUCGACGUCUGCGGCAAGGUCAUGGCAACGCCUUCGAAGAUCGACUCGUGCUCUCAGCAAGACGUCGAGCUGUCGACUCUCCAGACUUGGCUCGUCUCGGCGAGCGAAGCUCGUUUGCCUCUUCAGGUGGAUGACGCCGCGAGGCCCGACGUCGUGAAAAACGAAGAAGAUGCUCUGAAUAUCCGUGUCAAUCAAGAUACGAGACUCGACAAUCGGAUCCUCGAUCUCCGAACUCCGGCGAACCAGGCGAUUUUCCGACUAGAGGCGGGAGUGUGUCACUUGUUCAGAGAGUCUCUGAGCAAAAAAGGUUUCGUAGAGAUCCACACCCCGAAAAUCAUCUCUGCCGCUUCGGAGGGUGGCGCAAAUGUCUUUGAAGUGAGCUACUUCAAAGGUAGCGCCUAUCUUGCGCAAAGUCCCCAACUCUACAAGCAGAUGGCCAUCGCCGCUGACUUCGGAAAGGUCUACACCAUCGGAGCUGUGUUCCGCGCUGAAGACUCGAACACGCAUCGACACCUCACCGAAUUCGUCGGACUCGACUUGGAGAUGGCUUUCGAAUACCACUAUCACGAGGUUGUGGACACGAUCGGUCAUAUGUUCAUCGACAUUUUCAAAGGCCUUGAGAGAAAUUACGGAGCCGAAAUAGAAGCGAUUCGUCGGCAAUAUCCAUCAGAGCCUUUCCAAUUCCUGGAACCAUCUCUGGUGCUCAAGUACUCGGAGGGAGUGGAGAUGUUGCGCUCUGCCGGAAUCGAGAUGGAAGACGACGAAGACCUGAGCACUCCGAAUGAGAAGCUCUUGGGUCGAUUGGUGAAGGCGAAAUACAACACCGACUUCUACAUUCUCGACAAAUUCCCUCUCGCCGUGAGACCCUUCUACACGAUGCCCGAUCCCGAGAACACGAAAUGGUCGAAUUCAUACGAUAUGUUCAUGAGAGGCGAGGAGAUCAUAUCGGGCGCUCAGAGGAUCCACGAUCCCGAAUUCCUGAUGCAGAGAGCCAAGCAGCACGGAAUCGAUGUCAGCCAAAUCAAGUCGUACAUUGAUUCGUUCAGAUACGGAGCUCCUCCCCAUGCCGGCGGUGGCAUUGGUCUCGAGCGGGUUGUGAUGCUGUACCUGGGUCUGGACAACAUUCGGAAGACGUCUAUGUUCCCCAGGGACCCCAAGCGACUCACUCCCUGAGGGAGCGUGGACAGGAAUUUCGUGAAUAAACGUUGUCGACUCGACGAUUCUU
Molecule: messenger RNA, 1735 nt
Organism: Galendromus occidentalis (western predatory mite)
Lineage: Eukaryota; Metazoa; Arthropoda; Arachnida; Mesostigmata; Phytoseiidae
Gene: AspRS
Product: aspartyl-tRNA synthetase
Exons: 6
Coding region: 76-1683 (535 amino acids)
Biological process (GO): aspartyl-tRNA aminoacylation
Cellular component (GO): aminoacyl-tRNA synthetase multienzyme complex; cytoplasm; cytosol
Molecular function (GO): ATP binding; RNA binding; aspartate-tRNA ligase activity
Source: RefSeq, a predicted model, not a curated record